AUGUUAGCCGACAAUUCCAGAUCACCUUCGGAAUCUCUGGAUUCAGUUCUGCUCAGUUCUCAAUCUCGAAUCGAAGACAGUGAACGCGUCAUUUUCAACUGUGCCGAAUACGAAGGGGAACUUCUGAGCAAGUACUUUGGUGAGUCUUACUCUGAAGUAUACCCCGAAAAUUCAAUGCCUACAUCCGUUGAUCUUCCAUGUGAUAUCAUGAAUGACUAUGACUAUCAACCAACGUUUGAUGAUUUCCUAAAUCCUCCUCUUCCACCUCUCAACUUCAAUGAUCCCUUGGAAUCUGUUAUCAACGAGUACGAGGAAGCCAAUGCCAAGAAAAUCAAGCCAGAACCCAUAGAUGAGGAAGAUUUAGAAGACCAAAAACCCUUAUUGGAGCAGCGAUCCCUUGUCUCUAAGUUUUCAUCAAGGGUCUCUCCUUACACCCUACCACGAGCAGAACAACUUAAGCAACGACGUGGACGACCCAGCCGUGCCGGAUCCAAUUCGAAGAUGGCCAACUAUGCCCGACAGUACCGUGAAAUGAAGAAACUACAGCUGGAGGAGUCAAUCAAGCAAGUGGUGGAUUUACAUGCCGAGAACAAGGAACUACGGGAACGGUACACAGAUCUUUACAAUGGAUAUAAAAAUCUUCAAGACGAAGUGCAGCGUUUAAGAAACCUUCUUUCUGGUCAUAUCGACGUACCUUCUAAAUCUUAUGAAGAAACUAAAAAAGUUGAAAUCUUCUGA
Molecule: messenger RNA, 738 nt
Organism: Auanema sp. JU1783
Lineage: Eukaryota; Metazoa; Nematoda; Chromadorea; Rhabditida; Rhabditidae
Source: the annotation of a GenBank genome assembly